Molecule: messenger RNA, 7893 nt
Organism: Biomphalaria glabrata
Lineage: Eukaryota; Metazoa; Mollusca; Gastropoda; Planorbidae
Product: spermatogenesis-associated serine-rich protein 2-like
Exons: 15
Coding region: 246-1853 (535 amino acids)
Cellular component (GO): cytoplasm
Molecular function (GO): protein binding
Source: RefSeq, a predicted model, not a curated record
CAUUCUGCGAGAGUUCGUUAAAAACUGUUUCCAACUUGAAGGAAUUAUUUAGUUUUCUGUGUUACAACGGAUGACGUCAGUAGCCAUUAGAGAUUAAACUCUUUUUUGGUUGUUGUUUGUUUCGUGCUAUAGCCGGGAUUUUUUAUUUUGCUAAGCAGACGACAAGAAAGACGCUACUCCUAACGUUGGUUUAACUUAAAGAAGCCUCCGGUUCUAUACAUUUUGAUUCCAGAACAAAAGCAGUCAUGGCUGAGUCUAGUCAGGAUAACAUCAAAGAAAAGGUUCAGGCUGUUAGGGAGGUGGUGCUCCACAAAAGUAACAAUGAAGUGGUGAUGGUACUUCAGUACUACGACUAUAAUGUGGAGAGAGCCAUUCAAGCAUAUCUAGAAGAUGGAGCUAAAGAAGCCUUGCAGGAGUGGAAUGUCACAGGGUCAAAGCAGCCAAAAAAACGGAAGAAUAAAAAGAAAGCUGGCUCAGACAAGCAAGGGGACAAAUCUGGCCCUGCUCCACCUGGGGCACCGACUGAUGUGAAAGGGGAGCCACCUAUGGUCAAUGGAAAAUCUGUACUUCCCAACGGAGAUGUGCCAAACGGAGGUGAUAAAUCAGAUGUAGAGUCAUCAACAGAGACCCAACCUAAAGAGGAAGCACAAGACUCAACUCAGGCAGCAGCAGCACCAACACCCUCCGCAGCAACGUUAACAGCACCUAGUAAAACUGCAACAUCAGUGCCACAACCUCAGCGGCAGCCCCACAAAGGAGGUAGAGGUCAUGGAGACUCUCACCAACAACAUCACCAUAGCAACAGAGAGAGAACUAUCAGUGAGGUUAGCACCAACUCUGGAAUGGGAGAUGGUCACCACAAGAAACCUUUUCAAGGUCUGGAGAAAGCCAUUAAGGACCUCCACAGACAAACAACAUCUCUGGAACGUCUGAAGCAGCUGCUGGACCAUGAGAUUGACAGGUCCUACAAGAGUAUGAAGUCUGUUUUUGAAGAGUUAAGGCAGGGACUUAGCAAUAGAGAAGCACAACUGUUAUCAGAAAUGGAUAUCCUCAAGAAGGAAGCUUCUGAGAUGUUGUCCAUGCGUCAGGGUAAGGCUGUAGAAUUAAAGAGGCAAGUGGACAGAGCGGACAAGUUGAAGGACUCGGAGGUCUCAGAACUCAGGGCAGAGAUUAAACAUUUUGUGAGUGAAAGAAGACAUGAUGAAGACAUUGGUCACACGACACGAUUCUUGUUUGAUUCAGACCACUUGCUGGAUGAGGUGAAAAAAUUUGGAGAAGUGGUUCAUGUCAAGUCAGUUUACAGCCCUCGCAGAGUAUCCAUCUCUUCUGUAGCUAGUAGCAGCAUCAGCCACAACGACGACCAGUCUCAGGAGGUCAGUGAACUACAAGAAAAGUUCAAAAACUCUUUGAAACUAACAAAUUCCGAUCAUCAAGAUACAUCAUCAGUUGAUUAUCCGACAUCUUCAGCUGGCACUUUAACUGACACAGAUUUCAAGACAAGUAAAAACCGCAGAAGACCAGCCAGUAACAGACAAGAAGAUUCUGUCUCACCAUCUUUAGAUAUUAAUUCCAACAAAGCUACAACAGCAGCAGCACCAUCAACUACAUCCAACAGCAGCAAUUAUUCCAGCCAAGGCUCAUCAGCAACCUACAGAAACAGUAACACAGGCAGCCCAGGCAGGGGUGGGCGUGGUGGAAGCAACUAUGGGCAGAGAGGUGGCAGGGGUCGAGGCAGGGGCAGAGGAGGCUAUGAUCGUGAUGGACCCAGGCCUCAAGGCCAGGGCUAUAAUCGGCCCUACUCCGGACCACCAGCUGCAGCAGGGAGGCCAACAGCAGCCCCGACAAGCACCUAACCUUUCACCUCCAGUUUGUUACUGCUAUGCUCUAAUGUACAAGUUAUUCACCUUCUUUAGAUCCACAUUUAUUGUAAGACUUGUUACAAAGUUUUCUAUCACUAGAAUGAAGCUAUGCCAUCUUGGAACUGUUGAGACACAUGUAAACUUUUAGUACAAUGGCCUUUUCUUUCUUUGUCAAUUUUUAGCUGAUAUAUAUAUUUUCUAACAGUAAACAAGUUUUUUUUUGUCUUCUUCUACAUUUUGUGCCAGUCAAAUGUAUGGCUAAGCCAAAACAGUUUAACCCUAUAUCUGUCAGAUCAAACUUUCAAUGGUGUGAGGUAUAUUUUUUUGAAUUUAUAAGGAUUUUAGAAAAACUAUAUACACGAGAUAACAUAAUGCCAUAUAACUUUUGAAAAAGUCUGUUUCAGGCAAGGGGCAUCAGAAUCCCUUUGACCACUGACAAGGAUUUCUUUCAGCAGACAAAAUAUUUGUAAAAGUAAUUUAGAAUGGCAAAUUAAAUAAAAGAUUUUUAAAAAUAUAUCUGUAAGAAAACAAGAUGAAAACUGGUAGACGUAAUGAGCUGUUGCUGUUAUGAAAAGGAUCAGGUGGAAAGUCUAAUUGAAGGUUGAGGGUUAAAAAGUUUUAUUUAAUUCUAUCUGAAACAAAUCAUGUAUUGUUAGAUCAUCAGUAUUUUUAUCUAUCUAUUAAAAGAAUAUCAAAUGUUCUUCUAAGAAAUGUCAAUACCAGUGUCUUUUUUUUUAGUUGAUUUUUUUCCUUUGUUGUUGAUAACAAUCUUUUUUUUUUGUUUGUUUGUUUGAUAUUACAUUAUAAAAUAUUUGAUAGAAAUUGUUUUCUUUCUCUCUUGUUUUGUUGUGAUUAUUUCCAUUUUUUAUUAACCCUUUUUUCUUAUAGUGGCAAUAAGUAAUUAUGUAGACAUUAACUCGAACUCUAGGGGCUUGGCUGAUAUAUUGAAGUUUUCACAUUUGAUACAUUUAUAUACAUACAAAAUGGUUUUCAUCACAACUGAGCCCCUGUCCAGUAAUGUCCCUGUUUUCUUUUAGGAAUUAAAUAUAGUUACAAGGUUUUUUUAAUUUGCGUCUUUAUCAUUUCAUUUAAUUGUUUCUGGUUUCCAAAUAAUUUCACAUUUUCAUUUUUUUCCAUCUUAAUUUUUUGGUUGUUUUUUUUUUUUUUGGAUUGCAUCAAGAUUGUUAGCAGAUGAAAUGUUUUAACUAUUUGUGGAAAAUGUUCUGACAAAGAUUUUCUAGUCUAAUACAGAAUGUGUCCAUUCAUUCGAGGAUUCAUCUAUCAUGUACCAGUAAAGACAUAUCUACAAAAGUUUUAAAUGAUCUUGUUAAACUCCCAAACUCUAUUGAUUCGUUUUAGUUACUACUAACCUUUGAAUGUGAUGGUUUUUAUACAUCAGUUCAAUGAAGAGAGAGAGAGAAAAACAUGCUCAUAUAUAUAUAUUGUUUGUUAAUGUAAAACACGAUGAACAAAACAUGUGCUGACGAUGUAUAUCUUCAUGAACAUUUUGUUAUUGAUUGAAAUAGAGACACAAAAAUAGGUUUCCACUGAUGAAAUAAAAUUCCUGUUAAUAAUUAUUUUUUUUACAGUGAAACAUUUUCAUUUCAAUAGAAACCUCGAGUUUAACCAAACAAGAAAUCCUGUUUUCUCUUAGUUCUUUCAGUUUUGUUUUUAUUCUUUUUCCUACUUUUCAAUCUUUUCAGUUACAAAAUAAACCAGUCUGAAAUAAUUUGAAUGGGUGGUUCUUAUUUCAUCAUUUUUACAAUUUUAAUUUGUUUUGUUGUUUUUUUUGGGGUCAGAAUUUAGGACCUUAACAAAUGACCCAUUAGCUUUUUUUUUUUUAGUUUAAUAUAUAUGAUUUGAUUUGUUUGUGAUUGUGAUUGGCGGGGGGAGAGGUAAUUUGUUUCUUGUAGUUUUCAGUGAAUGAUAACUCUCUUGUCCCAAAGUCGGUAGUUCUUGGCAGCUAAAAGUGGAGGUGGUUCACCAUACAGUUGAUACAAAAAGUGCUAAAACUUUGAACAAAACUAAAUAGUUGAUCUCCCAGAUUUGGGCAUGUUCAUACAAGGCAAAAGAAUAUUGCAGCCAAGAGAUUGGUCAUAGUAAGAUUACUGUUAAUUGUGAGAGCUGCGCAAAUGUCUUUUUCUACCUUUUGUUUUAAAAUACAGUUUCUACCUAAAGGAACAAAAUAAAUUGAUGGAUGGCUGCUUGGUCAUGUGGUAUGCACUAUGGACUGUCAUCUCAAUUGUCCUGGGUUCAAAAUCUAGCUGCCACCAUCCUACGGUUUAAAAAAUGCUAAUUAAUUUUUUAUUAAUAUUUUUUAUAUUUACCGAUUCUGUUUUUUCUUUAAUUUUCUUUUUCUUUUUUUUUUUCAAAAUCUUUUCAUAAUUGUUUUUUUUAUUGAUUGUUUGAUAAAAAUCAACCAUUUCCUUCAGAUAGUAUCAUGGAAUUUUCUGAUGGAAUAAUUUAGGUUGAAUUAUUUACAAAUAGAACUGGUGUAGAAAAAAGAAAGACAAAAGAGAAACAUAUCUGAAUUACUAUUUUUAAUUGAUGUAUUGGCUAACUCUGAUCAAAUUUUUAAGUAAGAUACGAAUCCUGUAUUAAAUAUUUAAGUACCAGGUUUUAUAUGCUAUGUUUUUUUAACUCAAAUGCUAAGUGGGCAAGCUGUCACUAUAUAAAUGUAAGGUAAAAAGUAAUUCAGCUUGGCAGCAAGAAAUCCAUUUAUGCAAACAGUGUUUGGCAAUAGUUUCUACUUUAUUCCAUAUGACAAAUUCAUUCAAGACUUCCUCCUUCUUCCCUAGUGCUAUCAGAGCAUAGAAGCAGUUGCCUAAAUUAAGGAAAACUUAAGAUUUAACUCUUUCUCUCCGUAAUUAUUUACCACAUUCUGGUGGAAUCAACGCUGGUAUCGUCAGUUAGGAGAGAAAGAGUUAAGUCUCUCAUUAACAUGCAUGACCAGAUUAACUCAUGGAUGCUCAAAGGAUGUUAUUACAUCCCCAUUUGAAGGAAUGUCUUUAAUUUAUAAUAUCCGUUUUCUUUAUUUAAUAGUUCAUUGGGUCUUCUCUUUUCAUUUCUAAUCAAUUUCAGUGAAUGUAAUAGCAGUUUUAAAAUCUUCUUCUGUCUCUGCCAGGUGGCUUUAAUAUUGUUAUUUGUGCAGUGUUAUUUCUUGACUUGACAUGUAUUAGUUUCUUUCUAUCAUAGUCCAUGUGGAUUCAAUGUUGAGGCCAAACAGAUACUAGUUGGAAUGGAAAUGUUUCUCAAUAUUUGCCUAAUUCAUUUGAAACCAAAGUUUGGAGUAAAAAUAAAUAAUUGUAUGAUAUGUUCUGGUCUUGAAUGAACUCUUCGUCUAUUAUGGAAAGAAAUAUACAAUCUACACCUUAAAAGCGUUUUUAUCUUUGCUUCUACUAGAGUUAGACAACUGUAAUUACAAAUUUAUCAUUUUGUCUUUUAUUUACAAAUCCUUGUGGAGACUUGGAUCUGUGGGUGUUAUUGAGUUCAUGCUAUCAGCUCUGCUAGUUAACAGGUUUUGUAGAGAAAUGUAGAGUAAGAUUUAACUAUAGAGGGGAAAAAGAAAGAGGUUACGGUACCUAAAGUUUGUCAUAAAAGAUGGUGUUCUCUUUUUCACUUGCCCUGUGGUUUUUAAGGUUUUAGGAAGAAAAAUGAUUAACGUUAUCCUCAGGACUUAAUGAUCCUUGGGCAAAUGUUUCUGUCAGCGACUGUCGACAGUUGUGUCAUGUUGUUUGGUUUUAACUUUAUUCUAAAAUAAAAACUAGAAGCUCAACUUGAGCUCCUUCACUCCCAGGCCGAGCACUUGACUUGACCCCCACACAAAACUUACUUCUUUUUUCUUUAAUUUUUGUAUCAUUGUCCUUUUUAGACUUCACCUAGCACAUAUCACUUUGACUUUUAACAUCAUAUUGACCGUAGGUCAUCAGUAUUCUAUACCGAGACCUUGAUUCUGUAACAGUUGUUAAGUGUUUUCUUUGUAGGUAUAGAUAUUUUAUUUUUUUUUGCUGUCAGUCUUAAAGUCACAGGGUAUUAUGACUUGAGUCUUUUUUAUGCCAGGGUGGCACUGAUAGGAUGUUCACAUUUUGAUUGUUUGGGAAGAAAGUCAGCUCCAAGGAUGUAAACUUCUUGUGUUUUAUUUGAUUGUUGGAAUGUUGUAGCAAGUGUCUCAGAUAAAGUUUUGUUUUUAGAUAUAACUAGAUAGGGGAGUGUCUGACAAUCAAUGCUUUAAUAGUCUUUGUUUUAGUAGCUUCUCAGUGGCUGUAGAUUUAAAGCAAAAUGUUCUCUAGUGGGCUAUAUAAUGGUUUCCUAGUGGUAUAGCUUAAAGAAUUUUUUUUUUCUUUUCUUCUUUAGACUGUAUACAUUUAAAUGCUUUUUUUUUUUAUCUUUGUUUGAUGUGUUCUACAUCCUGAUGUUUAAUAUGUAAUACAUCAUGAUGUACAGUUAUUGUUCACCCCCACUUGUUUGUUUUUUUCAAGAUUUUUUUUUAUUUACGAUAAAUUUCUUUUUUUUUUUUAAAUCAUUCAUUGAAUCCUUUGUUUGUUUGAUCAUGUUUCUCUGCAAUACAAUCUAGUCUUGAUCUGUGUACCUCCAUGAAGAUUGCAAGUCUUCUUGUCAAAGCUAGUGAGAAGAAUAUGUUUUGAUGGCCAUUCAACUGAAACUUAAUAAUGUUAUUUGCUUUGUAUUUUUAACUGAGAAAUGUAAAGCUGUAAAAGACUUUGAUAGCUGGUCAUGUGAUAUGCAUUCUUGACUUUCAUCUCAAUGAUUCCGGCUGCAAACCUUGGGCUAGAAUGGAAUAAUCUUCUAUUCUAACGGAUAUUCCAGUAAAACAAGACUUUGCUUAAGCAUUUUCUGUUCGAAUUUUCCAAUGAGGUUGUUCCAAAUCUCUGACCUACUUUAUAAAAAAGGUCACGUGACUGUGGUCUUAUACAUGGCAAUAUCUUCCUAUGAUAAGAUGUAGAUCUAGAUUUAGUGCUAGCCUAGAUCUAGUAGACCUACUAAAUAAUCAUAAAAAUUUGUGAAUUAUUGUAACAUACUUUUUAUUACUUACAAAUGUCUAGAUCUAGACUAUUUUCAUUUUUAAAUUACAAUGAGGUCAUUAAAAAUGUACCCAAUUAACUUUCAAAAAAUUGUUUUGGUCCAGACUACACAAAUAUUUGUAACAAAUUUGUUAAGCCGUUGAGACGAAGAUGUCCAGGUCUUGUUGAAACUGGGUCUCUUGGGGGAAAAACAUAUAUAGUUGGUUGCACUUGUCAUCCAUGUAAACCAAUUUGGGUCAUAGAUGCUGGUCAAGCCUGCUCCACCUUAUCUAGUGGCUGGCCUCAAAGGAAAACUUUUAAAUAUAUUCCUGGGCAUGGCAUAGAGUUGUGUCCCUUAAUACUUCAUUCACCAUCGUCAUUGGUUCAUUUUUUUUGUUUCUAUUUCCUCUUCUGUCAUUCAUGUGUUGACUUGGUUAGGUUUUAGGUCAAGAGUUAACUUCUCUUUUGUUUUUAUGCUUUACAUAGAAAAACUUUUUUUUUUAGUUAAAACUUAUUUCAUAGUCUAAGACAAACUUGUUUUUGUUCUGACUGCAGAUUUUUACUGAUAUCAUGUUUGACAAUUUUAACAAAAAGUAUAUAUUUGUAUUCUUGAAUGGACAAAGUGUUGCAAACAUAAAAUAUAUAUAUAUAUAUAAUUUUUGCAUUAUAGCAAACUAAGCAGCACUGAACUAAACAAUUUUUUUUUUCUCUCUAUGCAUUUGUUCGUGUGUCUUAACGCUGUUAGUGGUCAGUGAAAUCAUUGUUGCGACGAAUUUGGUAUUGUUUGUUUCAGGUUGUGGGUUUGCUAGAUUGAAAAUAACAAACAGAACAGUUUUAAAAAAUGUGGUUUGUUUGUAUUACUGUAUUGUAUGAAUCACAUUGUUCCACUAACAUAAUAUCCAGUUUGGAUUGCCUUGUUCUCAUAUCAGCUAACACUUUAUAUCCUUCAUCCUCCAUUGUGUCUUUGACAAAUAUUUCAAUCAAUUAUUUUCAAUAAAAAAAAAAAUUUACAUUUC